CUUGCGCUUCUUGCCGUCCUUCUUCUGCGCCUUGGUCACCGCCUUCUUGGAGCCCUUCUUCGGGGCCGGCGCGGACUUGGCGGGCUCGGGCAUAUUUAAACCGCAAUGUCCGAAGCGAAGUGAAAGUAGGAAGCGAAUCUCUGCUACUUAUAGGGCUUUUAUGCUAAUGAAGGAUGCAGAAGAGUCUUAGUUCAUUGGAAGACAAGCAGCGAGGCUGUCAUCCAUGGGCUGAACUAUGCAAAUAAGGUAUGGAAAUAGAGCUUUUCUAUUGGUUACUUGACUGAGUCUAGUUAUUAGCCAAUCAGACACCCGGACUUACUCCCCAGGAAAUGCCUAUAAAAGCAGCCAUAUUUCUACCUACUUCACUGCUAGGUUUGUUUUGGCAAGUAAAUAGCUUUCUUGUGUUGGCGUCUCUUCUAGUCUACGAUGUCUGGACGUGGCAAGCAGGGUGGCAAGGCUCGGGCCAAAGCGAAGUCUCGUUCCUCUCGUGCUGGGCUGCAAUUUCCCGUUGGCCGCGUCCACCGCCUGCUCCGCAAGGGCAACUACGCGGAGCGGGUCGGGGCGGGCGCGCCGGUGUACCUGGCGGCCGUGCUGGAGUACCUGACGGCCGAGAUCCUGGAGCUGGCGGGCAACGCGGCCCGCGACAACAAGAAGACGCGCAUCAUCCCGCGCCACCUGCAGCUGGCCAUCCGCAACGACGAGGAGCUCAACAAGCUGCUGGGCCGCGUGACCAUCGCGCAGGGCGGCGUCCUGCCCAACAUCCAGGCCGUGCUGCUGCCCAAGAAGACUGAGAGCCACCAUAAGGCCAAGGGCAAGUGAUUUGGUAAACCUCGGAGUUUUCGGAAACGCUUUCAAACCCAAAGGCUCUUUUCAGAGCCCCCCACCAAUUCAAAGGAAGAGCUAAUGCCGCACUUUAAGGGAAGGAAAUGGGAAAAGGUUUCAAGAGCUUCUCACUACAGAGAUCUCUGGGUCAAGCGAGUCUGUGAAACUCAUCGGUUCUCAGCAAUAAAUGAAUGGAUGGUGCCAGUGUUCUGACAUCACUGAUUGCUUCUGCACCUGCAAAUUUUUUCCUAUUGAAAACUUUUCUGGGUUUAUGUCUCUGUGUGUACACAUACAUAUGCCUUGGGGAUAAAGAGAGGACGGGGAGAGAAACAUGAUUAAAGGGAAGCUCUCUUUAGUACAAAA
Canis lupus familiaris (dog) is the source of this 1185-nucleotide messenger RNA. RefSeq names its product H2A clustered histone 6 (gene H2AC6). Gene Ontology annotation, molecular function: DNA binding; protein heterodimerization activity; structural constituent of chromatin. The record is from RefSeq and is a predicted model, not a curated record. Gene Ontology annotation, cellular component: nucleosome. The transcript is spliced from 2 exons. Lineage: Eukaryota; Metazoa; Chordata; Mammalia; Carnivora; Canidae. The coding region runs from base 427 to 819 and encodes 130 amino acids.